Molecule: messenger RNA, 726 nt
Organism: Paramecium sonneborni
Lineage: Eukaryota; Ciliophora; Oligohymenophorea; Peniculida; Parameciidae
Source: the annotation of a GenBank genome assembly
AAAUAUAAAGAUUUUUUUUAUUUUAAUUUGAGGAAAUAAGAUGUCUUAAUAAGCUUCAAAGGGUGGAAAAGCAUAAUAACCUAAAGGUGAUGCAAAAUAAUAAUCUGCAACAUAAGCUAAAGUAGCUAAACCAUAAGAAACUAAAGAAAAUGUGAUGAGAAAAAUUAGAAUAGAAAAAUUGAUGGUUCAUAUUUGUGCUGGUGAAUCAGGUGAUAAAUUAACUAAAGCUGCUAAAGUUUUAGAAGAUCUUACAGGAUAAAAGCCUGUAUUUGGUAAAGCAAGAUAUACAGUCAGAUCAUUUGGUAUUAGAAGAAAUGAAAAGAUUUCUGUAUUUUGCACCAUUAGAGGUGAUUAAGCAAGAGAUAUUCUUGUGAGAGGAUUAAGAGUUAAAGAAAUGGAAUUAAAAAAGAGAAAUUUCUCUGAUUCAGGAAACUUUGGAUUUGGUAUUUAAGAACAUAUUGAUUUGGGAUUAAAAUAUGAUCCAUAUACAGGUAUCAGUUAUUUUCUUAUUAUUAUUUUAGGUAUUUUUGGAAUGGAUUUCUAUGUAGUCUUAUCUAGACCAGGACUUAGAGUUGCUUAAAGAAAAUCAAGAAACUCUAGAUUAGGCACUUAAUAAAGAGUAACUAAAAAAGAAGCAGUUGAAUGGUUUAAAUAAACCUUUGAAGGAAAUGUCUAUUGAUACAAUACAAAAUUACAUUAAAUACAUAUAAAAAUGUUUUAUGUUUA